AUGGUAGCUGCAGCUAGCGCUGGCUUGUUGCCCGCUGCUCACGUUGCAUACUCUGCACCUCUUUCUUAUACAAGCCAUGUUGGUUAUGCUGCACCUCUUUCUUACACCUCUCCAGUUACCAAGAUUGCAGCAGUGGCACCCAUCGCCAAAGUUGCUGUUGAAGAAUAUGACGCCAAUCCUCAAUACACCUUUUCUUACGAUGUUCAAGAUGGUCACACUGGUGAUUCUAAAUCCCAGCAUGAAAGCCGUAACGGAGACGUCGUACAAGGCUCAUACUCCGUUGUAGACCCCGAUGGUGUUAAGCGUACUGUAGAAUACACCGCAGAUCCUCAUAACGGUUUCAAUGCCGUUGUACACAGAGAACCUCUUGCCGUGAAAGCCAUUGCCCCAGUAGUCACCAAGGUUGCAGCUCCUGUUGCCUACACCGCCACACCUGUGGUACACUCUGCGCCCAUAGUACAUGCUUCACCCUUCACAUAUUCUGCUCCUUUAUAUCAUCAU
This is a messenger RNA of Brenthis ino (lesser marbled fritillary), 501 nucleotides long. NCBI's taxonomy places the organism in Eukaryota, Metazoa, Arthropoda, Insecta, Lepidoptera, Nymphalidae. The record is from the annotation of a GenBank genome assembly.